Messenger RNA from Kogia breviceps (pygmy sperm whale), 1938 nucleotides. Lineage: Eukaryota; Metazoa; Chordata; Mammalia; Artiodactyla; Physeteridae. The record is from RefSeq and is a predicted model, not a curated record.
UGCUCCACGGCGUCAGACCAGCAGCAAUAGCAUCACCUGGAAGCUUAGUUAGGAAUACAGAAUCUUGGGCCCCAUCUCAGAACUACUGAAUCAGUCUGCCUGCUAGACUCUUGAAAGAAGGUAAUGUCGUACCCGGGCUAUCCCCCCACAGGCUACCCAGCUUUCCCUGGAUAUCCUCCUGCAGGUCAGGAGUCAUCUUUUCCUCCUCCUGGUCAGUAUUCUUAUCCUAGUGGUUUUCCUCCAAUGGGAGGAGGUGCCUACCCACCAACACCAAGUAGUGGCUACCCAGGAGCUGGAGGCUACCCAGGAGCUGGAGGCUACCCUGCCCCUGGAGGCUAUCCCAGUGCCCCACAGCCAGGGGGAGCGCCAUCCUAUCCUGGAGGCCAAGGGUUUGGAGCCCCACCAAGUGGAGCAGGCUUUUCUGGCUAUCCACAGCCACCCUCACAGUCUUAUGGUGGGGGCCCAGCCCAGGUACCACUACCUGGUGGUUUUCCUGGGGGACCGAUGCCUUCUCAGUACCCUGGAGGACAAUCUCCUUACCCUAGUCAGAUCAAUACAGAAUCCUUACCUUCCUAUCCUGUUUUCUCUCCUGUUUCUUUGGAUUAUAGCAGUGAACCUGCUUCGAUGACUCAGGGAACUCAAGGAACAAUCAAACCUGCUGCCAACUUCGAUGCCAUGAGAGAUGCAGAAAUUCUUCGUAAAGCAAUGAAGGGUUUUGGUACAGACGAGCAGGCAAUUGUAGACGUUGUGGCCAAUCGUUCCAAUGAUCAAAGGCAAAAAAUUAAAGCAGCUUUUAAGACCAUGUAUGGCAAGGAUUUAAUCAAAGAUCUUAAGUCAGAGUUAAGUGGAAAUAUGGAAGAACUGAUCCUUGCCCUGUUCAUGCCACCUACGUAUUAUGAUGCCUGGAGUUUACAGAAUGCAAUGAAGGGAGCAGGAACUCAGGAGCGUGUAUUGAUUGAAAUUUUAUGCACAAGAACAAAUCAGGAAAUCAGAGAAAUUGUCAGAUGUUAUCAGUCAGAAUUUGGACGAGACCUGGAAAAGGACAUUAGGUCAGAUACAUCAGGGCAUUUUGAACGUUUACUUGUAUCCAUGUGCCAGGGAAAUCGCGAUGAGAACCAGAAUGUUAACCACCAGCUGGCUCAGGAAGAUGCUCAGCGUCUCUAUCAGGCUGGUGAGGGGAGAUUAGGGACAGAUGAAUCUUGUUUUAACAUGAUUCUUGCCACAAGAAGCUUUCCUCAGCUGAAAGCUACCAUGGAGGCCUAUUCCAGGGUGGCUAAUCGAGAUUUGUUAAGCAGUGUUGGCCGUGAGUUUUCUGGAAAUGUUGAAAGUGGUUUGAAGACCAUCUUGCAGUGUGUCCUGAACCGCCCUGCCUUCUUUGCUGAGAGGCUGUACUAUUCUAUGAAAGGUGCCGGCACAGAUGACUCCACCCUGGUCAGGAUUGUGGUCACUCGAAGUGAGAUUGAUCUUGUACAAAUAAAACAGAUGUUCAUUCAGAUGUAUCAGAAGACCCUGGGCACAAUGAUUGCAAGUGACACGAGUGGAGAUUACCGAAGGCUUCUUCUGGCCAUUGUGGGCCAGUAGGAGAGAUUUUUUUUUUUAAUGAGUGAAGCUAUUCAGAGCUUAUCCUUCAAAGCAAUGAUUGACCUGCAUACAGCAACAUCAACUCUCACCUAACUAAAAGAGCUUUUUACUAAAGACUGUGUCAGGGUAUUGUGCUUGGUUUGCACGUGGUUAUUGCCUUAAUUCCAAUGUUAUUUUUUCUCUAUAUACGAUCAAGUAAAGCCAUAUCACAAUGAUGAAGUAAUAACGCAAUGUUUGUAAAGCAUAAUUCUCACUGCUCUUAUUCUAAAUAGGAUACCAAAUUGAAUAAAAGUCACAACAGUCUGUAAUUCUGUGUAAUAAUAUUGAAUUAAAAAUUCAAUAUUGAAUAAAUUUGAA